CUUGGUCCGCUCUCUCAAUGCUCUCUUAGUACGAUUCAGAUUGAAGCAUACGGAAUGUGCGUAAAGAGUCGCUUAUGCUGGACGCAAACUGCUCUGCCCAGCGGGCGCCGUCGCGUUUGCUGCCUGCGUUCCUCUCCAAGGAUGAUAAGGCGCAUCGAUGCACUCGUCCCCGACCUCGUUCCUGAAUGUGACAAUUAUAACACCAUUUUCUCCUUAAUCUAAUCUCAGUUUGUUUCUCUCUUCUUCUUUUUUUCGUCUUUCUUUCUAUUUUACCCCCACCUCGCGUGUGUGCGCGCGUGUGUGAGUGGAUUAUGUUCAUCCUUAACCUGCCAUCGUCGUAGCCCCCCGCGUUGCGUUGGCGCUGCGGAUCUAGCCCACAAGAACAAGAGCCAGCUCACAGCCGUGGAAACAAGCGAAUCAAUUUAGGGUAGGGGAAAAAAGAGGAGAGACUAGGUUGCGAGGUUGGAAAAACGGGAGAACGGAGAGGGGACGAGAGGAGAGAAAACAUCGACCUUACGCCGCAGCCACGGAAACAUUAAGUGAGAAACAACGGCUUCCUCUGCGACAACAAUUUCCAAAGCAAAUCAUCCCCCAAAUUUGAGUUCCCCUUUUAAUAAUUGUCAUGGGAACAUAAAUACAGUGUUCCCAAAAAUGACACACUGAAAAAUAAAUCGGGGCUUUUGAUAGUAAGAACAAAGCAAAACAGGAACAUAUUAAUGAUAAAUAGAGUCUUUAAUAUAACAUUACAAUCUUCUCUCAGUUUUUGAAGUGACGUUUUGAAGGAGAAAAACUGAAUCAGAGAGUGAAACAUGAACAUCGAGAUAAGCACUUAAAUUCCCUUGUUUGGAGGUGAAUUAUCAACAUCAUAGCAAUAGGGGUGGGUCAUGACUCAGUUGCCAUGCGUGUUGUCAUGGUGACCAGCCCCUGUACCCCUUUCCCCCUCCUCUGGUUGGUCCAGCUUUUGUUGUGGUUUCACAACCAUGGACCUCAGCUGACAGAGGCAGCACCCCCUUGCCCCACCCCCUGUACCUGCUCCAAUCAGGCGAGCCGUGUCAUCUGUACAAGGAAGAGUUUGGAUCAAAUCCCAGACAGUAUUUCAGAGAACACAAGAUACCUCAAUCUACAAGAGAACACAAUUCAGGUGAUCAAGUCUGACACAUUCAAACAUCUCCGGCAUUUGGAAAUCCUCCAACUGUCCAAGAACCACAUCCGGCAGAUUGAGGUGGGAGCUUUCAUUGGUCUUCCCAAUCUCAACACCUUGGAGCUUUUUGACAACCGUCUCACAGUGGUUCCAUCACAAGCCUUUGAGUACCUGAGCAAGCUGAGGGAACUAUGGCUACGAAACAACCCCAUCGAGACGCUGCCGGCAUUUGCCUUUCACCGGGUUCCUUCUUUGCGGCGCCUCGAUCUAGGGGAGCUCAGAAAGCUGGAUUUCAUCUCAGAGGCUGCCUUUGAAGGUCUGGUAAACUUGCGCUUCUUGAAUCUUGGCAUGUGUGGCUUGAAGGACAUACCUAACCUAACACCAUUAGUGCGACUAGAGGAGUUGGAGUUGUCAGGGAACCAGCUGGGGAUAGUCCGACCCGGAUCCUUCCAGGGUCUAGUGUCACUUCGCAAGCUGUGGCUCAUGCACUCCAGAGUGUCAGUCAUUGAACGAAAUGCUUUUGAUGAUCUCAAAAACCUGGAGGAGCUCAACCUGUCCCACAAUUCCCUGCAUUCCCUGCCCCAUGACCUCUUCACCCCUUUGCACCAGCUGGAGAGGGUACAUCUAAACCACAACCCUUGGGUGUGCAACUGUGAUGUUCUGUGGCUCAGCUGGUGGCUGAAAGAAACAGUUCCCAGCAACACAACAUGUUGUGCUCGUUGCCAUGCACCCCCAGGUCUAAAGGGCAAGUACAUAGGGGAAUUAGACCAGAGCCACUUUACCUGCUAUGCCCCAGUGAUUGUUGAGCCACCCACUGACCUCAAUGUCACUGAAGGCAUGGCUGCAGAGCUGAAAUGUCGUACUGGAACCUCGAUGACCUCUGUGAACUGGUUCACUCCAAAUGGCACUCUGAUGACCCACGGAUCAUACCGUGUUAGGAUCUCCGUGCUUCACGACGGAACGCUGAAUUUCACAAAUGUCACCGUGCAAGACACUGGGCAGUAUACUUGCAUGGUAACCAACUCCGCUGGAAACACCACCGCGACCGCCGUGCUCAAUGUCUCAGCUUCAGACGCCAUAAACAGCUACAGCUAUUUCACCACUGUCACUGUGGAAACCGUUGAAACAGUCAGAGGAGAGGAGGAGAACUCGGCAAGACAGUAUAUUAAUGAGACCUUCAUAAAUUUUCCUAUUUCUACUGUUCAAAGAGGGUUAGACGGCAGACCUGGUAUCACUAUAUCACCUUCGCUCUCUUCUCUUUCCUCACUUUCCCCUCGAGCCACCAGAGCUACAGAAAAUCCAGUGACUGUGUCCAUAAUGGAUGUAACUAACAUUCCCGGCCUGGACGAUGUAAUGAAAACAACCAAGAUCAUCAUCGGGUGCUUUGUGGCCAUUACUUUCAUGGCAGCUGUAAUGUUGGUGGUCUUCUAUAAACUCCGGAAGCAACACCAGCUACAUAAGCACCACGGACCAGCCAGAGCCAUUGAAAUAGUCAAUGUAGAAGAUGAGAUCGGAGCAGGGGCCGGAAGUGGCAUCUCGGGGGGUUCAACAAUGAAUUCUGGCCCUGGUGGAGAAGGAACCUUGAGGAUACAUCAUCCAGAGAUCGUCAACCUCCCCAACAUUGGCCGUACAGAUACCCUUAACCAUUACUACAAGACGCAUCAUUUCAACAACAACGUGAUGGGUCUUAGUAUUGGCCCCGACGGGAUGGGACCAGGAGGGAUCCUCAAUAGCAAGAACCAGCAAGGCCAGGACAUCCCCAUCUCCUGCACCUCCGUCCCGAUCUCUACAUCUAAUUUGCUCACGUCUUCAGGCAAUGGCACCAACACCAACCCGAGUUCUAUGUCGCCACCACUGCCGAUGUCUCUCCCCAUGCCUACGAUGGGCUUACAUGGAUCGAUCAAGGGUUUCAUGGGCCAAAACCAGAAUCCCCAAAUGGAGCCUCUUCUCUUCAAGGGGAGCUCAAAGGAAAACGUCCAAGAAACUCAGAUCUAAAAACAAAAACGACAGUAUACAGAGAGAGUGAGCAAGAGUUGAAGACAGAGAGGGGAUUGAUGUCGGGUUUAUGCGCGGAAUGAUUAGACACAAGAGUGCAUUGACAUUACACCAGGAGAGAGGAUAGACUGACACGGCAAUACACCAACACAUAGACUUAUCUGUGACAGUGUACUGAGCCAAGGAUUACCACAAUGGCCCACUUGUGUUUGUAGUAACGACCAUGGAGAUCAAGGAAUGGACAUUGCUACAAUGUAAAUCUGUGCCAAAGCAAAUGUUUUUUGCAGUUUCUACAAGCUGUGUUCUCAUAGGAAAAAAACUAGCCUUUCAGAGUAAUCAGUCCCCAAAUCGUUGUUGGCCAGCAGAGUUGAAAGACACGCACAGCACUUACCACACUGAGGAUCAGAGAUAUUGCAGAAUAAAUCCAAGAGACAUUUUUCAUCCACAAAAAAACAUGAGCCACGCUCUCUCUCAAGUGACUCAAUAGACUCCCACAAGGUGAAAAUUAUGUAGGCAUAAAUAGAUGGACAAAAAGGUACAGUGCAGUACAAACUACUGUGAAAAAUCCACAAAUUAUAUAAAUAUAUUUUCAUCUAAAUAUGUAUCAUUGCAGACUCCGAUGCAGACAUAUUUUGGGGUGGAUGUAUAAGCUGGUAUAGUUUGUUUCUUUGUGAAUAAUCAGGGGCACCGGUAGUGGAGGUUUGUUAUGAUACGUUUUAAGUUUGGCUACUUCUCAGAAACAUAAGGGCUCAAUUGCAACACUCAUUGUGAAUCUUUGAAUUGGCUUUGUGACAUUAAGUCCAUUUAGGUUGUAGAACAGUAAAUGCAGAUCUCUGUUUGACAAACUUUUGUCUGUUGUUUCAGUAAUAAUCAUUACAAACUUUUGUGUUCUGAGAGUGUAUUAUGUAUUUUGUAAAAGCCAGCUACUUGGUAUUUGAAUUGACAAUUCUGAUACUUAAAUGCCAGCAUCAAAUAAUGAUAAAACAAUGUUUCACAAACACGAAAAGGUAAUUCGAUGCAAAGGCCUGUAUGGGUAAAAUAAAGUGUUGACAAUGUGUUAUUUGAAUCGGAUCAGUAGCCAGAUAUUUGCUUUUAGACUGGAAUUUGAUAUGACCUCCUUGCUCAUGGUUACCAUAAUCAUGCCAUAAAAUGCUGUUAUAAGGAUGAUUAGACAUCUAUCUGCAGCAGCAUUCAAGAAGGGAUUAAACAUCCAUCUUUGGAUGAUUGGAAUGAAUGGAAAUGUACAGUAUAUUAAUAAUAAUAAUGUCUGGUUGUAUGACAAUUGUAAGAUCCACAUUUUUACAGUGUAACUUUCAUAUGUUAAAUGCCAUUUACGCUUCUUGCGUUUCAACUAUGUAUUUCUUUAUUUUUGUUAGUUUGAUAUAAUGUGUACAGUUGUCUAGCCAUGUAUCAUUACGUGUGAAAUAAAUCAAUCAUAUAUUGGGCUGUGGCGGGUCAAUAUGGCAACCACACAAGUGAAGAGUGAGACGUUAUGCAGUCCUCUGUGCUAAACUUGGAUUGAAUGUAUGGUUUGUGGUUCAGCCAUUAGUCAUCCUGGUAAUGAUACAGUAGGUGCAGUGUGCUCUGCUAACAUGUUAAGGCAGCCUUUUAGUCACUCUGUCCUCGGUAGAUCACAGGAACUACGAGUUGGGGAAAUUUCUGUUUUUGUGAUCAUGUUCUUAAUGAAGGCACUUUUGACUGAAAUUAGUCAGCGUGCCUCUCCCAUGCUAAUUACAAUUUUUUUUAAAAAAAAAGAAACCUAAAAUGUUUGUUGCAAUUGAGCACAGACUGGACAUGUGACCAGCUAUUCCACCGAUAGUACAGAAUCAUGUUUGACUGUAAUGCAGCUCUGUGAAUGAAUUUGCUGGGCUUUUGUUUCUGCACCCUUCCCUCCGACUUAGUAUUUUUAGCCGCUAAUGUCUUUCAAAACCGUUUAAAAAAAAGGUGUUUUAUGUGCGUGAUGAAGGUUUUUAAUUUUUAUUUAUUUUAUUUUAUUUAUUUUUAUUUUUACCAGCAAUGUGCCCAUAGUUGUUGGAAAAGGACAUGUAGUAACAGUAGCAUUAAUAAUGAUGAUAACAUAAGCAAUGACAUCUUUUACGGUAUGUCUGGUUAUACCAACAACAACAAACAAAUUGAUCAAAGAAGUCAGGCUGUUUAAAAUGCAGGCAUGCAUUUUCUCAACUUGUGGCCAUGAAUUUAAUUCCAUAGUAAAUGUAAGCGCGUGAUCCAACCAACAGAUCUGGUGGGCCGGGUUCAUCUGUAGCCCCGCAGAGACACAAACAGAAUAUAAAUGAAGGCUAAAGACACAACAUAUGGCCGCUCCCUUGAUGUGCUACAUUCGGUGGGUCUGUCGUCAGAUUUCAAAGAGCAUACUUGAUACAUCCUUGUGUGCUCCGUGCGAGGGUACAUAUCUGCACGUUAGCCGUGGAGCAGAUCUUCCUACCUGAACAUUACUGUUGCGGCGCUUUCCUAUGACGGUAUCUGACCUGCUCGGCACUGAAAUGUUCCUUUUAAAUGUUAAAUGUACCUCUGAAUGCCGCAAACGUGCUCAGUUAUCAUCAUUAUUAUUAUUAACAUUCGGAGAAAAUGCAGAAGGGCUUUGUUGCAUCUUAGUAUAGAGGCUACCAUUGUACAUAUACUUGAUGCUACUGAAACGGAAGCUCAUUCUAGUUAAGACAUAUGACCCCUUUUAAUGACGAACAGGCUUGAGACUGGAAUCUGAAUAUGUACAUAUUGGCCAACUGUAGCUCUCUGUAUUAUGCAGUUUGGCUACAGAUGGAGUACUGACAUAUGUGUAUUCUCGGCACCACCCGUCGCUUACAAUGGAUGCCUCAGUCCAGAUGACAUUUGUUGGCUUGUUGGAAGCAAAACCCCUUAAUGAAAUGGAUUAUGGUAUCUCAGACACCAAAUUGCAAGACAAGGAAAUGGACUGACCUUUUGUUCCUUUAAAGGUAAGCUGUUCUGUUUGAUAAAAUGGCAUAAAAACAACCUGGUUUGGUUUGAAAGAUUUUUAAAAGGACAGUGUUAAGCGCUAGAAAAGUUCAGAUUUCUUUAACGAAGAAAAAGAUAUUUUAAAAAAUGUCAUUUUGUAUUUUUCUUUAAUUAUUUUUUCCUUUUUUUUUCUUUUGUUUAAUUUCCAGUCGUUGGUUGUAUCUUAGUAUGUGAUAUUAUCAGUUUGGGUCUUUAUGGAUUGUCAUUAAAUGUAAUUUUUUUCCCAACUCAUUCAACCAGA
Mugil cephalus (flathead mullet) is the source of this 6368-nucleotide messenger RNA. RefSeq names its product leucine rich repeat containing 4Bb (gene lrrc4bb). NCBI's taxonomy places the organism in Eukaryota, Metazoa, Chordata, Actinopteri, Mugiliformes, Mugilidae. Gene Ontology annotation, cellular component: plasma membrane. The transcript is spliced from 3 exons. The record is from RefSeq and is a predicted model, not a curated record. The coding region runs from base 899 to 3136 and encodes 745 amino acids. Gene Ontology annotation, molecular function: protein binding.